Messenger RNA from Penicillium malachiteum, 279 nucleotides. RefSeq lists its product as uncharacterized. The transcript has 3 exons. The coding region runs from base 1 to 279 and encodes 92 amino acids. Lineage: Eukaryota; Fungi; Ascomycota; Eurotiomycetes; Eurotiales; Aspergillaceae. The record is from RefSeq and is a predicted model, not a curated record.
AUGCGGCUAACCUAUGUACACCCACAGGCCCAGGAUACAGCUCAUGCACCCGCAGGCACUCAAGGUGUUAUCCUUGAUUGGGAUGUCCAUAAUGGAACUGACGAGGGAGCGUUCCCCGAUGGAGUUUAUCGCGCUCGUUUCACCAACAACUAUGUGCGUGCGGCUAUUCCUGAGAUCAAUUACGAUGGAGACAUUGCUACAUGGGACCCGACUACUUUUGCAGCAUUCGAUGAAGAGGCUGCAGAAUAUAAUUCGAUGUUGGCCCGUACUAUGCCCUAG